This is a messenger RNA of Rotaria sp. Silwood1, 213 nucleotides long. The record is from the annotation of a GenBank genome assembly. NCBI's taxonomy places the organism in Eukaryota, Metazoa, Rotifera, Eurotatoria, Philodinida, Philodinidae.
ACAACAACAACAACAACAACAACAACAACAACAACAACAACAACAACAACUACAACAACAACUACAACUACAACUACAACAACUACCACAACAACAACUACAACUACAACAACCAUAACAACUGGAACAACUACAACAACUACCACAACUGGCCGUAAAGCACUGUCAUGUACAAUGUAUAGUUUCGCCGAUAGUUCAAUAUUGAAUAACUGA